AUGAAUACACUAGAGAUACAAGAAUGUCUCCAUAAGAUUCGCCCAUCUUUAAAACAUAAUGUAUAUGCACCAAUAAGUUACCUAUUCAUACAGAAGCGUCUUGUGUUUUUAGUAAGCAAUUUGGAUGUUGAUCCACAACCAGCGUCCCACUGGGUAGCCAUACACAUCGAUAAUAAUAAAGUUGGACAGUACUUUCAUCAAAGGUGGACAUGGAGAUCUUCCGAUGGAAAUACAAAAAAUGAACUAGACUAUAUUCUUACCAACAUAAAUAAAAACGUUCAAAAUGUAGAAGUACUAAAUAUUCCAUAUCCGUCAGAUCAUAGAUGCCGCAAAGAGAAUCUGCCCGCCAUCCAACCUGAAGAAGAAAUUUCAGAAUACAUAAAUUAUAAAUUCCUAGUUCCAUCAACGUCAGCAAAUAGUUUAAUUACUAAGAAAACAGGAGUUUUACUUGAAGAAACUAAACCAUGUAAUGCAAAAAAGAAGAUACAAUAUAAAAGUGACGACAGUAGCGAACAAGAUGACAAUUAUUCCUUGAGACAUACUUCUGAAGAUGAAUGCUUUAUACCAUCUGAAUCAGAAUCUAAUGAAGAUAACGAAGAGUCUGUG
Molecule: messenger RNA, 606 nt
Organism: Brenthis ino (lesser marbled fritillary)
Lineage: Eukaryota; Metazoa; Arthropoda; Insecta; Lepidoptera; Nymphalidae
Source: the annotation of a GenBank genome assembly